Aegilops tauschii subsp. strangulata is the source of this 640-nucleotide messenger RNA. Lineage: Eukaryota; Viridiplantae; Streptophyta; Magnoliopsida; Poales; Poaceae. The record is from RefSeq and is a predicted model, not a curated record.
GGCGGCGCGAGGAUGCCUUCCUGGCCCAACAGCAACGAGACAUCCGACGCCGACGAUGACGAGUACAUGGAUGAGUACAGCAGCAUGCAAAUGGAGUAUUUUGUAAGUGAGCUCACUCUGUUCUCUCCUAUGCUAGGGUUAGGGUUAGGGUUUGAGCUCACUCUGCUCUUCCAUGUAGUUCUUAUGUGUGAGGUGUUGUGGCUGAUAUAUAUGGGGUUGGUACUGCAGCAAACUCCUGACACGGUGAUAGAUCCAAGUUUCAGUGGGCUUGUGGUUGAAUCUGACCGUAAGUGCAUCCUGCACAGGCAGAGACCAGGCAGGUUUGUGGCAUUUGAAGGGACUGACACUGGAAGGAGAUUCAUUGGAUGUGCUACUACGGAUGGUGUGAACUGUGGUGUUCUGGAGUGGGUAGAUGCCCCUUGGCCAGUAAUUCUGUAGAGGUGUUUAACCAAGCUGUGGGAUAUGUAUCAUGAGGAGAACCUUGGUAGAGUCCAAGACAAAGAAGCUCAUGAGAUAGAGGUUGAGAAACUGAAUAAGGAGCUGGAUUCUCUUGCCAAUCAGUUCAGUCAGCUUGUGGAUGAUGUAUCCAAGCUGUUUGAUUACCAGGAUGGGCAAAAAUCCCAUGACAUGGAUUACACAA